AUGGCCGGUACACUGAGAUCCAGUAUUCUGCGCCACAUUCAGGUCCCUGUAUCUCGGACCCUAACCCCAAAUGGAUCCAAAGUGGCCGCCGUCCGAUCAAUGUCAUCGCACGGCGACGAUCAUCUCGACAAACAAGAGGUCAUCGACCGAGUCCUCGACGUCGUCAAGAGCUUCCCCAAAGUCAAUCCCUCUAAGGUGACUCCUGAUGUUCAUUUUGAGAAGGACCUGAGCUUAGAUAGCUUAGACAAAGUCGAAAUUGUAAUGGCUCUUGAGGAAGAAUUUAAGCUGGAGAUACCUGACAAGGAAGCUGAUAAAAUUGAUUCCUGCCCUCUUGCAAUAGAGUAUAUAUAUAAUCAUCCAAUGGCUGGCUAA
Messenger RNA from Fraxinus pennsylvanica, 372 nucleotides. The record is from the annotation of a GenBank genome assembly. NCBI's taxonomy places the organism in Eukaryota, Viridiplantae, Streptophyta, Magnoliopsida, Lamiales, Oleaceae.